Molecule: messenger RNA, 1009 nt
Organism: Eubalaena glacialis (North Atlantic right whale)
Lineage: Eukaryota; Metazoa; Chordata; Mammalia; Artiodactyla; Balaenidae
Gene: DNAJC4
Product: DnaJ heat shock protein family (Hsp40) member C4
Exons: 7
Coding region: 1-909 (302 amino acids)
Source: RefSeq, a predicted model, not a curated record
AUGUGCGGGGGCGGGGCUUCGCCGCUGGUCCGCACCUUCAGGCCCGUGGGCGUGGUCUGGGUGUCUAAGCCAAUGAGAGUGUGGACGCGGGGCCUGAAUAGGAGCAGGAAACGGCGGCCGCCGAGGGGGGUCUCUGCCCGCCUGCCUUCAUGCUGCCCCUGCGCCUGCGCCGGCUGUGGCCCCACAGCCCUCCCACUCGGUUCUUCGCAGCGGCCGCCCGGCAGCGGUCUGGCCCCAGUAACUACUAUGAACUGUUGGGGGUGCAUCCUGGUGCCAGCGCUGAAGAAGUUAAACGAGCUUUCUUCUCCAAGUCCAAAGAGGAUAGGUCAUGGGAAGGGAGAUGAGGGGAGUCCUGCCCCACCCCAGCUGCACCCUGACCGGGACCCCAGGAACCCAGCCCUGCACAACCGCUUUGUGGAGCUGAGUGAAGCAUACCAAGUGCUGAGCCAUGAGCAGAGCCGCCGCAGCUAUGACCACCAGCUCCGCUCGGCAGCUUCCCCAAAGUGUCCAGGAACCACAGCCCAUCCCAGGUCUGCUCAUCAGGCACACAGCAGCUCCUGGGCACCCCCCAAUGCAAAAUACUGGGCCCAGUUUCAUGAAGUGAGGCCUCAGGGACCAGAGUCAAGGCAGCAGCAGCACAAGCACAACCGGCGGGUGCUGGGGUGCUGCCUCCUCAUCAUGCUGGCAGGCAUGGGCCUGCACUAUGUUGCCUUCAGGAAGCUGGAACAGAUGCAUCGUAGCUUCAUGGAUGAAAAGGAUCGGAUCAUCACAGCCAUCUACAAUGACACUCGGGCCCGGGCCAGGGCCAACAGAGCCAGGCCCCUGGAGCAACGGCAGGGGCAGCAGCUGCAGCCACCACCCAGGCCUCCUCAAGGCCCCGGGAUCGUGCCCCCCCGCCCCAGCCCCUGAGCGGCUCACCUUGGAGAGCUCACCUUGGAUGGGGCCUGCGGUGUGCUCCCUUCUGGGACACCCCACUCCCCAAAACGCGUGCAAUAAAGUGAUUCUCAGA